AUGAAACUUGAGCCAGGAACGGUUGAAGCCCUCUAUAACAGCCAGACUACCAAUCCUUUGUAUAAGAACCCCAUUCUCCAGAUUACAUCGCUAGGAAAGCUCUCGGUUGCCAUUGGGGACAAGCAGAGAUACCGAGUCAAUCUCUCCGACGGUGUACACUACAUGAAAGGAAUCUUCUCCAGUGAGCUUACAGCCCAUUUUGAGAAAGGGCUUGUGAGUAGAUAUAGUCUCAUCAGGCCUGGAAGGUUCAGUGUAAGGUCUAAGGACGGAAGUGUGUAUAUAUAUAUCCAGGAGAUCCAGGAGUACGAGGACUGCAAUGUCGAGAUCGGAAAGCCUGUGAACAUAAGCACAGGAAAUGCGUCUUUCAACGACAACCAGCUGAGCCCAGGAAUCCAAAAACGUGUAGAUGGAGGGAACCAGCAUGGUAAAGCAUUGGACGAGGAAGACAAAAAAAGAGUGAAAAAAGACAUUAAGGACGAAGGAGAGUUUACAGCCAUAAACAUGUUGAAUCCAUUUCACAACAAAUGGAUGAUCAAGGGGAGAGUGGUGUUGAAAGGAGAUAUAAGAAGAUUCAGUAAUCAGAAGGGAGAGGGAAAGGUCUUUAACUUUGAGAUUUCCGACGGAACUGCGCAAGUGAAGAUAAUAUGCUUUUCCGACUGCGUAGAUAUAUUCUUUCCGAUAGUUGAAGUUGGGAAAGUUUAUUCUGUUUCAAAAGGUACUGUUAAGAUGGCCAACAAGCAGUACUCUACAAAUCCAUUUGACUACGAGAUCAUUCUGGAUAAGAAUUCUGAAGUUCGGUGUACUGUCGACGAUGGAUCACCUCGAUACUUCUUCAACUUCAUCAAGCUUUCAGAUCUAUCGCUUGGAAAUGCAUACUGCGAUGUGAUUGGAGUUGUCAGAGAAGUAUAUGCACCUUCAACCGUAAUGGUUAGAAGCACCCAGAACGAGCUCCUCAAAAGAGAUAUAAUCCUUGUCGAUGAAAGUGGAAGCGUAAGACUAACUCUGUGGGGGCCAAAGGCAGAGCUGGAUAUUGAAGGGGGAGUAGUUCUUGGGCUGAAAUCUGUAAAGGUUAGUGAGUUUAACGGAAUUUCAAUAUCAACUACAGGAGGCUCCCAGGUUGUGAUCAACCCAGAUAUUCCGGAAGCACAUGAGCUUGCAGGUUGGUACCAGUCGACCGGUAAGGACAUGCAAGUUGCUCUCCCUCGAAAAGAGGAAAAAAGAAGACUAAUACAGGAAGUCAAGGAGAAUGAGCUGGCAUAUUCAACCAUUCAAGGAACGGUGAUGUUUUUGAAAGAAGAUGCGCUUUGGUAUACAUCAUGCAAGGGGGAGGGAUGCAACAAAAAGGUUGUGAUGGAGGACAGUGGAAACUACAGAUGCGAAAGAUGCAAUAUGACAUAUGAAGACUGUAACUACAGAUACAUGGUCACUAUGCAUCUCGGAGACUUUACUGGACAAGUAUGGCUGAGUCUCUUUGACGAAGCUGCAGCCAGCUUUUUUGGAAUACCUGCUCAGGAGAUGAAGAGGAUGAGCGAGGAGUCCCCAGCAGAGCUUCAAGCAUUGAUCAAAGGAAUGUAUUUCAAGGAAUACCUCUUUAGAAUCAAGUCAAAGCAGGACAGCUACAAUGAUGAGAUUAGGAUGAGAUACAGUGGGCUGAGUUCAAGCCCCCUGGACAUCCGAAAAGAAUCUAAACGACUUCUUGAUGCGAUUGAAAAGGCUUAG
Molecule: messenger RNA, 1719 nt
Organism: Encephalitozoon intestinalis ATCC 50506
Lineage: Eukaryota; Fungi; Microsporidia; Unikaryonidae
Product: DNA replication factor A protein 1
Exons: 1
Coding region: 1-1719 (572 amino acids)
Biological process (GO): DNA repair; DNA recombination; DNA replication
Cellular component (GO): nucleus
Molecular function (GO): DNA binding
Source: RefSeq, a predicted model, not a curated record